This is a messenger RNA of Salvelinus sp. IW2-2015, 1883 nucleotides long. NCBI's taxonomy places the organism in Eukaryota, Metazoa, Chordata, Actinopteri, Salmoniformes, Salmonidae. The record is from RefSeq and is a predicted model, not a curated record.
AUGCGGCCCAUUUUAUUUCAGAAAGCAGAGGCUGCAGGUCCUGGGGUCAAGCUGGAGAGGUCUGAAGGAGAGGAGGACACACAGCACAGCAGAGACAUCCAGUCUGGAGCAGUGGCUGGAGUGGCGCACCCUGUAGUCACGGAAGACCUCGCCACCGCUGCAGCGCCCCAGACCAGGACCGGACGCAGCAUCACGGAGGAGGAAGAGGGUCCAGAGAUGCUGCUGGUGAAGGAGGAGGGCUGUGAGGAGGGUCUGGGGAACCCAGAGGGGACCAUGGUCAUGGAGGACAACCAGACUACACCUCCUGACCCCACAGAGGAACCAGCUGAGCAGCACAGGACCACACACAGUCUCACUGAGUCAGUCGACAUGGAGGAUGGGAAGCCUGAUCUGCUGCUGGUCAAAGAGGAGACAAUAGAAGACGUACCAGAGAGCAUUGACCUGCUGAGUGGACUAAAGAUGGGGGAGCAAGGUUGUUGGCUGGAGGAUAACAGAGGAAACUGGGCGGCCAUCAUGGAUUCCCAGACCGGUGCAGCCAAGGGCCCAGUGGACAACAUCACCAAGCAGGCCAGGACCAGAGGUGACAUAGUGGAGGUCAGUGGAUGGGACAGCGUCCUCAACUCUGGGCUGGGGAACAACACUGUUAACCACAAUCAGAAACAGACAGUCGAACAAAAAACAACAUCUGAACUUAGUCUCCAUGACAACAGACUGGCUGAGACCAGGGCGAGGCGUAGAUUUGGUCUCCAUGGAUGUGGAGGUGUCCGUAUACAGCUGGAGAGAACAGACACAGACUCGGCUGGCGAUGCUCCGUCCUGCUACUAUAGUUGUGAUUCAGAGAGACUGAUGGCACCUCCGGUUAACCCCCUAACAGGUGCUGCCUUCAGCCUGCCUUCUAUAGGAUCUAUCAACUGGAACAUUGACCCUGCGACAACACAGACACUCCCUGGCCUUAAUCCUCCUCACACUCUCCUAAUGUUAAACCAGACCUCAGACAAUGCCAGUGUCUCAACACCAAAUGGCAACACAAGCCCAUUGACAAAUGACGGUAGUAGAGACAGAAUCAGUAAAGGUGGCAGCGCCAAAGAGAAGCGCUUCCUGUGUUCGUUCUGUGGGAAAGCCUUCAGUUUCCCCAAUCAGGUGAAGAUCCAUCAGAGGAUGCACACGGGGGAGAAACCAUUCGGCUGUCACUUGUGCGGGGACAGCUUCUCCUAUUUAUCUAGCCUGAAGAGGCACCAGAGAGUCCACACAGGGGAGAAACCAUACAGCUGCCCCCAGUGUCAGAAACGGUUCUCCCACCAGCACCGCUUGAAGAUACACCUGAAGAUCCACACGGGAGAGAGGCCAUUUGCCUGUACGCACUGCGGGAAGAGGUUUUCAGAGAGGAGCUACCUCAGGAUACACCAGCAGAAAAUGCACACGGCCCAUGUAUAGAUUAUUGUGACAUGUAAUUUAGCUAGUUUGUUUGUAGUUAAUUAUGUUGGUUGUGGAUGUAUAAGGAACUGGAUGAGGUGAACUGAGGAAAGAAUGAGUAUGAUGAGGCAGAGUAGAUGAUAUGGUGAUGGUUUUUGUGAUGGGUGUCUGUAAAAAUGCUUCAAUGAUGAAAAGGUUGAUAUUGGUAUGUUAUUAUGAAAUAAUGAUAGUGCCUUAAUUCAUGUUUACUUGUCAUGAAGUAGUGAAGAUGUGCAUAAUGUGAUGUUGAACCUUUUCCAAAGUCUUCUAAAAUUAAUUUGAUCAAAGCGAGUCCACCAGAUUUAAGGAAAAAGGUAAUGAGAAAAGUUAUUCUACUUGUCACAUGUAUUGUUUUGCGUAACAAAAGUACUGUACUUCAUGUUUGGUGAGUAUAUGCCCAUGUUGCUGAAAUUAAAUACAACCUGACUCUG